Exophiala xenobiotica is the source of this 1821-nucleotide messenger RNA. RefSeq lists its product as uncharacterized. The record is from RefSeq and is a predicted model, not a curated record. Gene Ontology annotation, biological process: amino acid transmembrane transport. The transcript is spliced from 8 exons. Bases 303 to 1730 code for a protein of 475 amino acids. Lineage: Eukaryota; Fungi; Ascomycota; Eurotiomycetes; Chaetothyriales; Herpotrichiellaceae. Gene Ontology annotation, cellular component: vacuolar membrane. Gene Ontology annotation, molecular function: amino acid transmembrane transporter activity.
UUAUCAAGGGUCUUGCUCCAACCCAUGGAUAGUAAUUCCACCAACCCACAAUCCAUCCAGUCAGCCAGUAUCUCCGCCGACGUCUAUCAUAUUGCAACUCUUGUACAACACAAGGUGUAAGUCACAGAUAAGGAGCGGUGAGGCUGAUUACAGACAGGGCGGCCGGCAGUGGCUUGAGUCUAGAAAGGCGAUACACUGAUGUUCCAUGAGUGGGGGUUCGGUAGAUAUGAGACUUAUCUCUUACGCCUUUGAGCUGGUGAGCCACGGCUCAGCAAUAACAUUUAUACCAUCACGCAGUCGACAUGUCGAGAUCUCUGAAAUCCAUGACCAUGUCGAGCACCGAGUUGAAAGGCGACCUAAUUACCGUCGGGGCGCCGACUGACUCCGACAUCCAAGAGACCUCACUUGGCAAAAUCUAUACAGACGAAGUUUUCAAGAAAACUGACGACGGUGUCGACUUUCGAACCGUCGGAUGGAAACGCACCUCUGUCAUUUUCAUGAAGCUCCAAUUUGCCCUUGGUGUUCUUAACAUACCAAGUGCUAUAUACGUUCUUGGUGCCGUUGGUGGCGCUUUCAACGUUGUUGGCUGGGGACUUCUCAACACCUAUGGGGGCUAUGUCCUUGGUAACUUCCGCAAACGUCACCCUGAAUGUCACGGCAUUUCCGACAUGGCCUUUGUGUGUGGCGGGCCCAUUGCAAGAGAGGCGGUUGAAGUGCUCUUCGUUUUCACCUACGUCCUCUGUGCAGGUGCCAGUAUUCUUGGAGUUACUAUCGCGAUUAAUGCACUCUCGGAGCACGCCGCAUGCACAGUAUGGUGGUCCCUUCUUUCGACCGUGGUUGUGAUAGCAGCAGCCAGCUUGCGGAAGUUCGAAAAGAUCGGCUGGCUUAGCUGGGCUGGCUUCAUUUCCAUCUUUACCGCCGUGUUUAUCGUUGUCAUAGGCGUUACCACGAUCGACCGACCUGCCGCUGCUCCCCAGACCGGGCCGUACGAUUUGGGCUAUCAUGCUAUUGCUUACCCCGACUUUGUCAACGGCAUCGUCGCUGUCGUGAUUAUCUUUGUCUCCUCUUCUGCUACAUCGGCAAUGGUCCCCGUCAUCUCGGAGAUGAAGAACCCGGCCGACUACAACAAAGCCUUGUUUACGAGCCAAGGCUUGAUCAACAGCUCUUACUUGACCUUUGGACUAAUCGUCUACGCUUACUGUGGUAAAUGGGUGGCAUCCCCUUCUCUCGGUAGCGCUGGCCCUACAGUCAAGAAGGUUGCAUACGGCAUUGGGUUGAUUGGACUUGUUGUCAGCGGACUACUAUGGCUCCAUGUUCCGGCAAAAAUCGUCUUCGUACGCAUUCUACGCAACUCGAAACACCUGCAAGCAAACACCAUGAUCCAUUGGGGCACAUGGUUCGGCUGCACUAUUGUGCUUGGAAUCAUCGCCUUCAUUCUAGCAGAAGCGAUUCCGGUCUUCUACAGCAUCGUGGCGCUUUCCGGGGCCAUCUGCUUCGCGCCUAUGGCUAUAUGCUUGCCAGCAUGGUUCUGGCUUCACGAUCACGCCGAGUACCGUUCCAACACCGUCCCACGCAGGGCGCUUUAUUACCUCCACUGCUUCUUCCUGCUUCUCGGCACUUUUCUCACUGUGGGUGGCACAUACGGCACCGUGCAGCAGAUCGUUGAUGAGUACGCGAACGGUGGGACUGGUGGGGUUUUCAGUUGCGCAGAUAAUUCCGGGUCAACGUGAACAGCACAGCAGCUACGCUGUCGGGGUUGCACACGCCUUGAGAGAUAUAGUGGCGAGACUAUUUAGUAUUUAGUCCUACAAUCUAACCCAC